ACCUCUAACUGAGCGUCACCAAAACAAAACAAAAACAAUGAACUAAAUGAUUUUGUGGUUGUUUUGGAAACGGAUACUUAAAUAACGAAUUAGUGCACAGAAAUCAUAAUGACAAAACGCCGGUACACUGCGCUUCAGGAAGAGGUAAAUAUCCUCUUGACCAAAAACGAUGAACGCACACGAAAGGAACUCGAUGCACUGGAAAUUAAACUGGAUCACAUCCUGAGCAACCAAAGCGAAAUCCUGACGCGCCUUGGCGUUCUGGCUCAAAGCCGAUACGACCUUGAUGCCUGCGAGGUGGAUGUCUCAUAUUUCCCUGUUUCUGAUCCCGAUGAGCUGCCAAAACUGGACGGCUACCUGGCAGAGCCCGGCAAUCCCUAUGCUCGUUUAAUGCGUCGACUACUAAGGCCAGAUGGCGAAAUAACACCUCUGAAGAAAUGCCUUGUAAAGCUUUUUACCGAUAAUAUCAUGCUUUCUUUUAACUACGCCGGUGUUUCUAACAAACAAGCGUUCAAUCAAUAUAAAACAUAAACAAAACCCUUUUAGACAUCCAAAAAUCCAGUGGAUAUGUCAUAUCGGAUUACAUAACGGAAAUCAGAGCUGCCUUCCAUGCGGCAAAGCGUCGCUGUCACAAAAGAAAUCACGAUCAAAGGCGGAGGAGCCAACUCAGCCAGGAGGUUGAGGAUGAAAAUGAAUGGGACGACUAGCUAUUCCCGAAAAUGCAUCAGACUCGGAUAUCCGUAGCCUGUUCUAUUAACUUUUUAUGCAUUCGCAAUGGUUAAAUCUCAAAAGUAUAAGAAACCAAACAGGUUCUGGCCUUUUCUCUAGGUUCAGUUUUUACCACAUAAACGAGGUUAUUUUCGGCUUACGAACGCCAAACUUUCAAACCGUAACGUUCUGGUCGACAUCCCGCUUGAGAAAUAUGGAUCAAUGGUUCCACAAGCAAAUAUUAGUAUUAAGAUCUUUUAGUUAACAUUUGCAGAUCUUUUUUGAUGUCAAGACCUCAAUUUUGAAGUAAACAAUUUACUUUAAUAUAAAUUCGAAGUAUAUAAAACCUUAUAGUUGACAAAGUGUGACUCGAAAUAAACUUACUAUUGUUGCUAAGAAUUUUAAAUUGAUUAUGCAGAUUUAUUAAACUAUCAAAAACUUACAAAGAAAAGGUAU
Drosophila serrata is the source of this 1164-nucleotide messenger RNA. RefSeq lists its product as uncharacterized. The record is from RefSeq and is a predicted model, not a curated record. Lineage: Eukaryota; Metazoa; Arthropoda; Insecta; Diptera; Drosophilidae.